AUGUUCGCCUCUCCGAACCCGAUGGGACACUUCUCGACCCCCCAAAUGAAGAUGGCGGGGAUGACGCUCCAGGCGGUCCAGAUGGAAUUGGAGCGGGUCAAGAUGAUGGGGUGUAUGGUGGAGCAGCAUUUGGAAUGCUUGAACAAACUGCUCGAACCACUGGCGAUACUGCAAGGGGUCAUGGGACUCCGUACUUGGUUGCAGGAAGUACAGUGCUUGUUGACAAUGUUGAAGCAACGAUCGUUUCAGGGCAUGCCAUUAAUGCCUCGAGAACGACAAGUCUUGGCUUGGUACUCUGCUCGAUGGCGGGAACUACGGGGAGGACCAUGCGAUAUGAGUCGGCCAGAAGCCCAAAUUGUGAGUUGUGCCGUGAACCUCUUCUGCUGCUCGUAG
Messenger RNA from Dioszegia hungarica, 393 nucleotides. RefSeq lists its product as uncharacterized. Lineage: Eukaryota; Fungi; Basidiomycota; Tremellomycetes; Tremellales; Bulleribasidiaceae. Bases 1 to 393 code for a protein of 130 amino acids. The record is from RefSeq and is a predicted model, not a curated record. The transcript is spliced from 4 exons.